This is a messenger RNA of Olea europaea var. sylvestris, 647 nucleotides long. Its product is annotated as ethylene-responsive transcription factor ERF020-like. Lineage: Eukaryota; Viridiplantae; Streptophyta; Magnoliopsida; Lamiales; Oleaceae. The coding region runs from base 36 to 497 and encodes 153 amino acids. Gene Ontology annotation, molecular function: DNA binding; DNA-binding transcription factor activity. Gene Ontology annotation, biological process: regulation of DNA-templated transcription. The transcript has a single exon. The record is from RefSeq and is a predicted model, not a curated record.
AAUAUUCAAUAGAAGUUCACAAAAAAACUUGUAGAAUGACUGUUAUUUCAGAUAAAAGUAUGAUUCAGACAAGCACACCCCAGAAGAAAUACAAAGGCAUUCGACGCAGAAAAUGGGGCAAAUGGGUAUCGGAAAUUAGAGUUCCCGGCUCCCAAGAACGUCUCUGGUUAGGCUCUUAUGCAUCCCCUGAAGCUGCAGCAAUAGCACAUGAUGUUGCAUUUUAUUAUCUACGAGGAAUUUCAUCACCGGAAAAAUUCAAUUUCCCUUCAAUGUUACCGGCUGGGGCCUGGACAACGAUGUCUCCCUCAUCGGUACAAAAGAAGGCCUCAGAUGCUGGCAUGGCCAUUGAUGCUCAAUUAUCUUUGAAUAUGGCGGAAGUGAAUGAAGAUUAUGAGAUGAAUUUUUUGCAUAAUGAAAAUUGGGAAACAUCAUGGGAGUGGAGUGAUAGGUCCAAUGAAGGUGAAGCUUUAAGCAUUUCAGUUGAAGAUUAUCUAUAGGUUUCUGGGAUUCUUCAAACUCCUAAGUACUUUUUAGGUAAAUUUGGUGUAUAUGUUUCUCGGAUUUGUUAAGUGAUAUAACUCUAGAUCGAAUAAAGAUGAAAUAUAGACUAAUUUAUAAGAGUUUAGUUUGCUCCUUUUUAAUAAAUU